AUGGACAGCGAGAAGACCAUGAAGGGCUUUACUGCCAGCCCCAGCCGCAGCAGCAGUGCUCAUGCCCCCUCCACUACCCUUGACGAAAAGAAAGAGGCCCAUCAUCCCGUCGCCAAGGACCAGUACCAGCAAGACGUCCUCAAGAUUGCUCAACGCACCUAUCCGAAGGAGCUCCCCCCUGCCAUGAACACAAUGCUAAUCCACCACAUCCGUGUCUCUGGUGCAUACGCCGAUGCCCGCGAUGAGUUCGCUGCCAUCUCUCAGCCAACUGCUCUCGGUUGGUCUGAAGUUCACUGCCUGUACAAGUACCUUCUGUCUUUUGAGCUCAGCCACCCCGAUAGCAAGACAGGAGGUCACCUCACCAAGUACGGGGAUCUUCACUACUUCUUGACCGCUGUGUUCUUCAACUGGGAGACUGGAAAGGAAAUCCGACCCCAGCCUGUCCUUCCUGAGCAAGCCUUCGACGACUAUGCUAAAGAUGUCGGCCUGCUCAUCCGUGACCUCGAACCCAUCGUCAACAAGGAUGGGUCCCUUGAUACUUCCGGACGCCGCAUGUGGGACCAAGCCUACUUGGCUUUCAAGGCCAACCAGGAAACCCUGGACUGGAAUCUUGCCAUCUACGCCGCUCGCAAAAAGGUCAUGGAGUUCCAUGAAAAUGGUUUCAAGAUGUACAUGAGAAUCCCUACCCACGAGAACAUCGACAUCAAGAACUGCUGGCUCGUCAAGCACCACUUGCCCGACUUGGCCGAGUCCUUGGAUCACGAGCUCGACUACUGA
Messenger RNA from Fusarium subglutinans, 777 nucleotides. RefSeq lists its product as uncharacterized. The transcript is spliced from 3 exons. The record is from RefSeq and is a predicted model, not a curated record. The coding region runs from base 1 to 777 and encodes 258 amino acids. NCBI's taxonomy places the organism in Eukaryota, Fungi, Ascomycota, Sordariomycetes, Hypocreales, Nectriaceae.